Eucalyptus grandis is the source of this 1905-nucleotide messenger RNA. Its product is annotated as dual-specificity RNA methyltransferase RlmN. Gene Ontology annotation, molecular function: iron-sulfur cluster binding; RNA methyltransferase activity. Gene Ontology annotation, biological process: rRNA base methylation; tRNA methylation. The record is from RefSeq and is a predicted model, not a curated record. The transcript has 9 exons. The coding region runs from base 226 to 1347 and encodes 373 amino acids. Lineage: Eukaryota; Viridiplantae; Streptophyta; Magnoliopsida; Myrtales; Myrtaceae.
UAAAGUAGAAUUGGAUCGACAAUUUAUUUUUGCCCGGCAAGAAGGGGAAAAAGAAGGGGAAAAAAAAACAUUUACUUUGGCGUCGCCCACGUUGUUGUUCGCUCUUAAUUUCUGUCUCGACCGCCGUGACCAGCAGCUGCGCGGCGGCGAUCUCUUCCGGCGAAUCGAAUCGAAAGGCGGAAAAGGCUGAAGGGUCGAAGCUGAAGAAGACGUCUCCGCCUCCCGAUGGCGUACCGGUCGGUGUUCGACGCCGGCGUAAUCACGUCGGAGUUCGACAAGGCCGGAAUCAGCCCUCACUUCAUCCCCUGCGUUUGGAAAUGGGUGGCGCGAAACCCUAGCUGCGAGUGGACCGACAUACCGUCGCUGCCCGCCGCCGCGUACUUGGUGCUGAAUUCAAAGUUCAAGCCUUUGACCUCGACUCUUCACUCUCGAGUCGAUUCUAGUGACCAAGUCACCACCAAACUUCUCAUCAAGUUGCAGAAUGAGGCUUUUGUGGAGGCUGUGAUCAUGACAUACGACACACGACUAGGCAAAUAUUGUGGGAAACCCCGCCCAGGAGGUCUCAGGUCAACUCUGUGCAUAUCGUCUCAGGUUGGUUGCAAAAUGGGGUGCAAAUUCUGUGCGACUGGAAGCAUGGGAUUCAAGAGCAAUUUAUCAUCAGGAGAAAUUGUGGAACAAUUGGUCCAUGCCUCUCAUAUAUCCUCUAUACGGAAUGUCGUAUUCAUGGGAAUGGGAGAACCUUUGAAUAAUUAUACUGCAGUAGUGGAAGCUAUCCGUGUAAUGACCAGCUCACCAUUCCAGUUGUCACUAAGGAGAAUAACCGUCUCAACGGUUGGUAUCACUCAUGCUAUUAGCAAGCUUCAUAAUGAUCUACCAGGCGUGAACUUAGCUGUAUCAUUGCAUGCACCAGUUCAAGAUAUCCGUUGUCAGAUAAUGCCUGCUGCCCGUGCCUUUCCUCUGGAAAAACUUAUGGACACAUUGCAAGUAUAUCAAAAGAACAGUAAGCAGAAAAUCUUUAUCGAGUACAUAAUGCUCAACGAAGUGAAUGAUGAAGAGCAGCAUGCCCACCUACUAGGCAAAUUGCUGGAGACAUUUGAUGUGCAGGUUGUGAACUUGAUACCCUUUAAUCCAAUUGGCAGUAUUAGUCAAUUUAGAUCCAGCAGCGAUGUGAAAGUAUCAAAUUUCCAGAAAGUGCUUAGGGGUACUUAUAACAUUCGCACGACAGUUCGUAAGCAAAUGGGUCAGGAUAUAAGUGGCGCAUGUGGUCAGUUGGUUGUGAAUCUUCCCAAUAAGAGGUCCUCAGUUAAUGCGGAGCUCCUUGCUGACAUAGAGGAUUUACGUCUUUAAGUUUGUCAAAUUUGUUUGAGGAAGCAUUGGAGACUGCAUUUACUUGGACACAGUGGGUAAUGACUAAGUUCUCAGACGGUAGAUCAGCUGGGCGGCUCACAAAUUCAGCAUUAGAAGUUACCCAUUUCAGAACUCUUCAAUUAAAGACUUUACCAGUUGUUGAAACAUGGUCGGACAACCUAAUACGAGUUGAAACUCCCAACCGCAAGCCACUUAUAUGACUCACAGUUGCAGGAGAUAUGGCUGGCUGAUGAGUAUAUGCUCUUGGAUUCUCUCUGCUGAGAAGUGAUGCCACAAAAGGAUUUUCCAGUCUCGCUGAUACUUCGCCUCGUUCCCCAGAAAAGAAUGAGGACAAAAUCGAGAUGAAGGGUUUGCAAUUUGCCUGAGUCAGUACUGAUUUUGAAGCUGUUUCUAGAUUUUCUUUCUUUAGCUCCCUUGUAUUGAGCCUUCUUAUUCAACGGAUGCAUUGAUUUGAUUAGUCAGUGUGUCGUGAAGUUUUGCCCUCAUUGUAUCAAAGAACAAGAUCGAGUUAAUGCAAAGUAUCCAUACUUUGGCUUA